AUGUGGCGUCACCGCCGCGCCCUGCCGCGACAGACCCCGGGCGGGCGGCCCUCGGCGCGAGCGCGGGGCGGGGCCUUUCCCAGCCCAGCAAAGGGGGGCGGGGCAGCGCCGGGCGCGGGCUACCAUGGCAACCGGAAGGCGCGCGACAGGCCGCCCUCUGCCCCGCAGCAGGUCCGCCCGGCCGCGCGGCGUCCGCCUUCACCGCGCACCCGACGCCGCCCCGGCUUCCACCCACCGCACACGGGCUCCAAACUCGGGUGCCGGGACAGGCCAGGGCUUGCUGGGCCCCAGCCUCAGAAGAGCCCGGCUCUGCAGCCUCCGCUCCGCUCCGGGUGGGCCCAGGCACCCUCAAAGUCACCCUUGGGUGUCCGGAAGAGGUGAGGGACCUGUGCCCCCGGCGGGCUCCAGCCUGGGCUCCGGAGAAGGUAUAUGGCCUGCCCUGCCUGGCAGAACUGAAACGAAGACUUUAGGAGAUCGAGGGCGGAGCCCCUCUGCCAGGAAGAAGCCCACAGGCCUUGGUGCUCUUCUCCCAGGGUCUUCCCUCACAGGGGUCCAGCCUGGCUCCCCGCCGGGGGGGUUUCUUCUGAGGAGGAUCAGGUCUGUUGACCGUCAUGCGGCAGGCGGGUGUGUCUCCGCUGUGGCAGAACGGAGUCCGAGUUAUAGCUGCAGCGGGUGGCCGUGCGGGGGUGGGCGGGGGUGCCCUGCUUCAGCCCCAGGCCUGUUCCAUGUGUCCGUGUUCCCAUUAGUCCGGAUUCCCACCCCCACCCUGCCCCACACAUAUACCCUCUCCACAGUGCCCUUGAUCUAGAUCAAUAGCUUGUCCAAAGCCCCAGUCGAUGCCCGUUGUGCGCCUCCGGCCCUCCAGGGGAAGGCUGACAAGAGGGCGCGCAGCCCCACGCUAACCCUGUGGUGUCGUUUCGUGUCCUUGCUCCCCAUGGCUCUUACGGGGGGGGGGGGGCGGGGUGUGUGUGUAAUGCUUGCUCUCGUGACCACCAGCCUUACCCUUACCCCCAUGUUCAGCUCCUUUCUCUGGGAGCCUCAACUGCCCUGGUGAACCAGAGGCUAGGAAGUGACAGGAGCGAAAAGCACCUCAUGUUUGGGGACAUUGAUGUAGAAGAGGAGCAGUUCUCUCAGAAGGAGACUGACCUCGGGGCUUGAUUAGGCAGGCCUCAGGUGGCCCCGAUAAAAGGGAUCUGACUCUCCUGGCGGUGCCUCCUGUGUGGCCAUCUCGAACCAGGCCGGACCCUCUGGGGCUGGAGGUGGAGAAGGUGCCAGCCCCAGAAGGAAAAGGGGCUGGCUGGGUGGCUAUGACCCGGGGAAUCAGUUGACGUGAUCAGAGCAGACAGAGC
This is a messenger RNA of Felis catus (domestic cat), 1349 nucleotides long. RefSeq names its product CASP-like protein 4A2. NCBI's taxonomy places the organism in Eukaryota, Metazoa, Chordata, Mammalia, Carnivora, Felidae. Bases 1 to 381 code for a protein of 126 amino acids. The transcript is spliced from 2 exons. The record is from RefSeq and is a predicted model, not a curated record.